AUGGGUUUCAAGUUAAUUCAACUGGGUAAACUUGGUCUCGCGGUGAAGAGAAAAAGAAGAGCUCGUCAGAGUCGUACAGGGCCAGUGGCUUGCCCAAUGAAACUAACACCGAUCCCAACCCAAGAUGAAGACCUUCCAAACCAGCUACGACACACCUCUCUUUUAACACAGGCUCAUCCGCCUCUUCACCUUCGACAAGUUGGGUGGGCUGAGAGAAUUGGGUGGGAUGGGGUCUGUGUUACAGUGUCAUCGGAGAGAGAGAACUUGAUGUGA
Molecule: messenger RNA, 273 nt
Organism: Prunus armeniaca (apricot)
Lineage: Eukaryota; Viridiplantae; Streptophyta; Magnoliopsida; Rosales; Rosaceae
Source: the annotation of a GenBank genome assembly